AUGGCUGUCGAGCGCAUCGGUUCCAUCAUCAAGCACCUGGCGCCUGGGUCGUCGUUGAGCAAGAUCCAAUCCAAGAAUGCCGACGACGUCGUCAUUACCCUGGCGAUACGCACGCCUUUGACAAAGGCCAAAAAAGGCGGCUUCAAGGACACGAGCCUCGAGUACAUGGUCUACGCUCUCCUCAAGGAAGUCAAGAACCGCAGCGGCCUCGACCCCGCCCUUGUCGAGGACAUUGCCCUCGGAAACGUGUCGGAUGGCAAAGCCGCCUACAAGCUCCGUGCCGCCGCCUUGGCUGCCGGCUUCCCCAACACCGCCGGCGCCUACUCGGUGAAUCGCUUCUGCUCCUCGGGGCUGAAGGCGACGGCCGACAUUGCGCAUGCCAUCGCCAACAACUCGAUCCAGGUUGGCAUCGCCUGCGGCGCCGAGACCAUGUCCGAGGGCGGCGACCGUCUCGAGAAGCCCUUUGACGAGACUGUCCUGAACCAGAGCCAAGAGGCCGCCGACUGCAUGCAGCCCAUGGGCUGGACUAGCGAGAAUGUGAGCCGCGACUUCAACAUUGCCCGGGAAGAGAUGGACAAGUACGCGGCCGAGAGCUUCCAGAGAGCGGAAAAGGCACAAAAGGCCGGUCUGUUUGACGAUGAAAUUGUCCCCAUCACGACCAAGAUCAAGGGCCCCGACGGCGAGUGGAAGGAGGUUACUCUGACCAAGGACGAGGGCAUCCGGCCCGGGACCACGUCGGAGAGCUUGUCCAAGGUUCGACCGGCCUUUCCGCAGUGGGGACCUACCACGACCGGCGGCAAUGCCAGCCAGGUAACGGACGGAGCCGCCGCUCUCAUAAUGAUGAAGCGGUCGACGGCCGUUCGGCUCGGCCAGCCCAUCCUAGCCAAGUACGUCGGCUCCACCGUCGCCGGCCUGGCACCGCGCAUCAUGGGCAUCGGCCCCAGCAUCGCCAUUCCCAAGCUGCUGUCCAUCUACAACGUCACGCUCGCCGACAUGGACGUGAUUGAGGUCAACGAGGCGUUUGCGUCCAUGGCCGUCUACUGCCGGGACAAGCUGGGUCUCGAGUGGGACAAGAUGAACCCACGCGGCGGGGCUAUUGCGCUGGGCCACCCGCUCGGUGCGACGGGCGCGAGACAGAUCGUCACGGGCCUGAGCGAGCUACGGCGAUCGCAGAAGAAGAUGCUGCUGGUCAGCAUGUGCAUAGGGACUGGGCAGGGCAUGGCGGGCCUGCUGGUCAACGAAAUGUAG
Messenger RNA from Hirsutella rhossiliensis, 1248 nucleotides. Its product is annotated as 3-ketoacyl-CoA thiolase, peroxisomal. The record is from RefSeq and is a predicted model, not a curated record. Gene Ontology annotation, cellular component: peroxisome. Gene Ontology annotation, biological process: fatty acid beta-oxidation; phenylacetate catabolic process. The transcript is spliced from 4 exons. NCBI's taxonomy places the organism in Eukaryota, Fungi, Ascomycota, Sordariomycetes, Hypocreales, Ophiocordycipitaceae. Bases 1 to 1248 code for a protein of 415 amino acids. Gene Ontology annotation, molecular function: acetyl-CoA C-acyltransferase activity.